Molecule: messenger RNA, 1395 nt
Organism: Medicago truncatula (barrel medic)
Lineage: Eukaryota; Viridiplantae; Streptophyta; Magnoliopsida; Fabales; Fabaceae
Exons: 3
Coding region: 81-1220 (379 amino acids)
Biological process (GO): regulation of DNA-templated transcription
Molecular function (GO): RNA binding
Source: RefSeq, a predicted model, not a curated record
CGGUGUAGGGUUUUAUAAACACCUCUUGCCGGGAUCUGAAACAAACAAAUUCAUUCACCACCAAUCUUCUUUUUCCAAUCAUGUCUUCAACAUCUCCAUCUCAAUCACCACCAUCUCACCAUCAUCACCACCAACCUCUCUUAAGCAGCCUCGUCGUCCGUCCUUCCCUCACCGAAAAUUCACCUCCCGGUGCUGCUGCUCAUUCCAAUGAUUACGAGCCUGGUGAACUCCGUCGUGAUCCUCCUCCCGUCAAUUAUUCUCGCUCUGAUCGCUAUUCCGAUGACGCUGGAUAUAGAUUCCGUGCAGGUUCCUCGUCUCCUGUUCACCACCGUAGAGAUGCUGAUCAUCGCUUCCCUUCUGAUUAUAAUCACUUUCCGCGGAACCGUGGAUUUGGUGGCGGGAGAGAUUUUGGCAGAUUUCGAGACCCUCCACACCCGUAUGCUCGAGGUAGACCAGGUGGCAGGCCAUUUGGUAGAGCUUUUGAUGGACCUGGGUACGGUCAUAGACAUGGAAGAGGGGAAGGUCUUCAUGGCAGAAACAAUCCCAAUGUGCGCCCUAGGGAGGGAGAUUGGAUGUGUCCCGAUGCAUUAUGUGGUAAUCUGAAUUUUGCUAGGCGAGACUUUUGUAACCAAUGUAAGAGGCCUCGUCCUGCUGCUGCUGGAAGUCCUCCUAGGAGGGGUUCUCCACCACUUCAUGCUCCUCCUAGACGCUAUCCUGGUCCUCCAUUUGACCGCUCCCCAGAAAGGCCUAUGAAUGGCUACAGAUCUCCUCCUCCUCGUCUGAUGGGAAGGGAUGGCCUUAGAGACUACGGACCUGCCGCCGCUGCUCUGCCACCCCUCAGACAUGAAGGUAGAUUUCCAGAUCCUCAUCUGCAUAGAGAGCGUAUGGAUUACAUGGAUGAUGCCUACAGAGGGAGAGGUAAGUUUGAUAGGCCACCUCCAUUGGACUGGGACAACAGAGAUCGUGGUAGAGACGGUUUCUCCAAUGAAAGGAAAGGAUUUGAGAGGAGGCCACUGUCACCUUCUGCACCUCUUUUGCCUUCACUUCCUCCUCAUCGCGGCGGUGAUCGCUGGUCUCGCGACGUGAGAGAUAGAAGCCGUUCUCCCAUAAGAGGCGGUCCACCAGCAAAAGACUAUCGAAGGGAUCCGGUCAUGAGUCGUGGUGGAAGAGAUGAUAGGCGUGGUGGUGUGGGACGUGACAGAAUUGGAGGAAUGUAUUAGCUGAAGGUGAUUAAUUAAUGAAAUGUACUUUGUGAUGUAAUGUUUAGCUUUCAUUAUUAGAUAUUGAGCUAUGUAGAGUUUGAGAGGUUAGUUCAUGAAUCUUCAUUAUGGGGCUAACCCAUCGGAAAACAUUUUGAUAGUAUUGAAAUGCAUGGUACAUUGGUUUUAUUCAUUC